UACCACACAUACCCCGAUCUCAAAUUUCGCUGUACAGAAGAGCUCUUUAUUCCAAAAGAGAGAGAAAGGAGAAAAAACCCGACCCGACAACCCGGGGAAAAAAUUAUCGAAAAAUGGGAAAGGACGGUCUGAGCGACGACCAGGUCUCGUCGAUGAAGGAGGCUUUCAUGCUCUUCGACACAGACGGCGACGGCAAAAUCGCGCCCUCCGAGCUCGGGAUCCUGAUGCGAUCCCUGGGCGGGAACCCGACCCAAGCCCAGCUGAAAUCGAUCACCGCCUCCGAGAGCCUGACCGCCCCGUUCGAUUUCAACCGAUUCCUGGAUCUCAUGGCGAAGCACCUGAAGACGGAGCCCUUCGAUCGCCAGCUCCGCGACGCCUUCAAGGUGCUCGACAAGGAAGGAACCGGGUUCGUGGCCGUGGCGGAUCUGAGGCAUAUCCUCACCAGCAUCGGGGAGAAGCUGGAGCCUAACGAGUUCGAUGAGUGGAUCAAGGAGGUGGAUGUGGGAUCCGAUGGGAAGAUCCGGUAUGAGGAUUUCAUUGCCAGGAUGGUCGCCAAGUGAGAUCUGCUUUUUUUGUUUUCAAAGUUUGAAUUUUUAUUUCAAGUAUGUUUUUUUUUUAAUUUUUUUUUUUACAUAAAGUGUCACUCUUUAUGCUCUUGUGGUGGUUUUGGAUCAAUUAAUCUGAUUGAUACCAAUAUGUUUUUACUGUUUGUUCUUUUUGUUAUUUUGUUUUACUAACUCUAUUGUUGUGUGGUGGUGAUUCCUACUUUUUUUUUAUUCCAAGGAUGUUUAAUCUACGUUAAGUUGUUUCACUCUUUAUAAAUUUAUAAUUCGUUGGUUUGGA
Messenger RNA from Raphanus sativus (radish), 843 nucleotides. RefSeq names its product probable calcium-binding protein CML13. The record is from RefSeq and is a predicted model, not a curated record. Gene Ontology annotation, cellular component: myosin II complex. Lineage: Eukaryota; Viridiplantae; Streptophyta; Magnoliopsida; Brassicales; Brassicaceae. The transcript has a single exon. Gene Ontology annotation, molecular function: calcium ion binding. The coding region runs from base 114 to 560 and encodes 148 amino acids.